Molecule: messenger RNA, 1365 nt
Organism: Parascedosporium putredinis
Lineage: Eukaryota; Fungi; Ascomycota; Sordariomycetes; Microascales; Microascaceae
Source: the annotation of a GenBank genome assembly
AUGCACGGCAUCACAGAAACCAUCCUCGACGUGCAAGUACCCCGGCCCCUUUUGGCCUCGCUGACCAACUGGUGGCGCUUCUUCGACGUGCGCGGACGCCGCCCCGAAAUCACCCACAUCGAUCUGCACCGCAAGUACGGAGACGUCGUCCGCCUCGGCCCCAACACCCUCUCCUUCUCCAACCCCAAGGCUCUCAAGGCCAUCUACGGCCUCAACAAGGGCUUCAUCAAGUCCGAUUUCUACAUUGUCCAGCAGAGCGUCGUCAAGGGCCACAGGCUCGCCUCCCUCUUCAGCACCACCGACAACACCUUCCACGCCCAGUUCCGCCGCUGCGUCAACUCCGCCUUCGCCAUGUCCGCCCUCGUCCAGUACGAGCCCUUUGUCGACAACACCACCAAGCUCUUCCUCGACAGGACCGAGGAGCUCUUCGCCAACAACCCCGAGGGCUGCGACUUUACCCGCUGGCUCCAGUUCUACGCCUUUGACGUCAUUGGCGAAAUCACCUACAGCAAGAGGCACGGCUUCAUCGAGAAGAACGAGGACAUUGACGGCAUCGUCGACUAUCUCGGCAAGCUCUUCCUCUACGUCGCCCCCAUUGGCCAGAUCCCCUUCCUCGAUCUCCUCUUCCUCAAGAACCCCAUCUACCUCAAGCUCUCCCAGUGGGGGCUCUUGGAUUCCACCUUCCCCGUCGCCCGCUUCGCCCGCGACCGCAUGGCCGAGCGCCUCCCCGAGCUCGGCACCGGCGGCAAGCCCGCCGAGUCCACCGCCAUCCUCCCCGUCAGCGACGCCAAGACCCUCCCUCUAAGAAGCCCCAGCAGCCCGACCUGCUCUCAUCAAGCUGCAAAGGAAAUCGACGACGCCGCCAAGGACGGCGUCUUCUCCGACACCACCUCCGGUCUCGUCACCUUCCACGAGGCCCAGAAGCUCCAGUACCUCGACGCCUGCCCCGCCGGCGGCGUCGAUAUCGGCGGCCACUUCGUCAAGGGCGGCACCAUCGUGGGCUGCUCCGCCUGGGUCAUCCACCGCCGUCCCGAAAUCUUUGGCGAUGAUGUCGACGAGUACCGUCCCGAGCGGUGGUUGCCCCGAGACGGCUUCGACCGCGCCGAGGAGGAGAAGAGGAUUAAGACUAUGGACGGCACCAUGGUUCAGUUUGGCAUGGGGUCCAGGACGUGCAUUGGCAAGAACAUUAGCUUGUUGGAGAUUUACAAGCUCGUCCCUAGCUUCUUGAGGAGAUUCGAGGUUGAGCUCCAAGAACCCGACAAAGAGUGGGAAAUCAUCAACGCUUGGUUCGUCAAGCAGGUCUACCGCGCCAAGUUCAAGAACCGUGCCAUCGUCCAGCCCCUCUCCGAAAAGGCCGCCGCGUGA